CGUGUUCCCGGUAUCGGUGCGCUGGAUUCCGGUGUCCGCGCAUCCGCACUAGCCUCCCUCAAGGCGGACGGGCGGCCUCCGAAAGCCGUCCAGAUCUAUGGUCUCGCGAGCGGCUCCGGACGGGCGAUGCCAGCGUGCCAGGACUCCUGCAUGCUAGACAAGUGCACUACCACUAAGGGGUACUGGAUGUUGUGCAUGCUAGGCAAGUGCUUUCCCACUGGCCACACCAUCGAGCACCUCACUGUUCUCACUGUUGGGCAGCGUUCCAGAGCAGAGGAUAGUCCUUGUGCUUAGUGACUUCUGCUGUCCCAUGGGGCACGUGCUAGAAAAUGAUUAUCUCUGAGGGGAUCCCACCUCAGAGUGGCUCUAGGAACCUGUUCAUCACUGAAGGAAGUCAGGGCAGGAACUCAAACAGCAGGAACCUGGAGGCAGGAGCUGAUGCAGAGGCCAUGGAGGAUUGUGCCUGAUUUGAUUUCCUCAUUGGUUCAGUGACUGGUCAUGCUGCAGCUCCCUCUGUAUCAGAAGCUGUGCUGUGUUUUGGAGAGACAGCAGUGUGUGAGAGAAGCUGAGUCCUGUCGCUCUCACUGCUAGACAGUUGACAGGAGCCAUGUUUGAUCAGGACUAUGGGAAGGUCAACUCUGUUCUGGAGACCCUUGUAAGGAGAUGAGUUGUUGAGGAGAGGCCAGGAUGAAGUUGCUGCCAGGAGUGGGUGUGUUUGGGACUGGCAGCUCAGCCCGGGUCCUCGUCCCGCUGCUGAGGGCAGAGGGGUUCACUGUGGAGGCCCUGUGGGGGAAGACCGAGGAGGAAGCAAAGCAGCUGGCGGAGGAGAUGAACAUCGCCUUCUACACCAGCCGGACCGAUGACGUCUUGCUGCAUCAAGAUGUGGACCUGGUGUGCAUCAACAUCCCCCCUCCUCUCACCCGGCAGAUAUCCGUGAAGGCUCUAGGAAUCGGGAAGAACGUGGUCUGUGAAAAGGCAGCGACAUCAGUGGAUGCCUUCCGGAUGGUGACAGCGUCCCGCUACUACCCACAGCUGAUGAGCCUGGUGGGGAACGUGCUGCGCUUCUUGCCGGCUUUUGUGCGCAUGAAGCAACUGAUCGCAGAGCACUACGUCGGGGCAGUGAUGAUCUGCGAUGCUCGCGUCUACUCCGGGAGCCUGCUCAGCCCCAGCUAUGGCUGGAUUUGUGAUGAGCUUAUGGGUGGUGGGGGCCUGCACACCAUGGGUACCUAUAUUGUGGACCUGUUGACCCACUUGACUGGCCGGAAAGCUGAGAAGGUGCAUGGGUUACUCAAGACCUUUGUGAGACAGAAUGCCACCAUCCGAGGCAUCCGGCAUGUCACCAGUGAUGACUUCUGUUUUUUCCAGAUGCUCAUGGGUGGGGGGGUGUGCAGCACAGUGACACUCAACUUCAACAUGCCAGGUGCCUUUGUACAUGAAGUCAUGGUUGUGGGCUCAGCAGGACGCCUUGUUGCCCGGGGAGCCGACCUCUAUGGGCAGAAGAACUCUGCCACACAGGAGGAGCUGCUGGUGAGAGACUCACUGGCUGUGGGUGCAGGGCUCCCUGAGCAGGGUCUCCAGGAUGUCCCAUUGCUCUACUUGAAAGGUAUGGUCUACAUGGUGCAGGCCUUGCGCCAAUCCUUCCAGGGCCAGGGGGAUCGCCGUACUUGGGACCGCGCCCCUGUCUCUAUGGCUGCCUCUUUUGAGGACGGACUAUAUAUGCAGAGCGUGGUGGAUGCUAUUAAAAGGUCAAGCCGAUCUGGAGAAUGGGAGACUGUGGAAAUGCUGACGGAAGAGCCAGAUGCCAACCAGAACCUGUGUGAAGCACUUCAGAGGAACAACCUGUGAGCCUACACGUGACCUUCCUCCCGUGGGACAGAGGGACCAGGGAGGGGACCGGGAGUGGGAUUGGCUAUAGCAAAGACAGUGUCUUUUGUUUAAUAAAUCAGCUUGGGCCAGGGCUUGGAGCCCAUGAAGGUGACCCAGGAAAAGCCCAUCCAUCCGUCAUUGACUCCUCAGACUUGCAAGGCAGCAAGUGCUGUAUCUCAGGCUAGUGAUGUAUGCAGGAUCAGGCUGUGGCCUGCCCCUUGUGGUCCUACGAGCCAGCAGGGCCAAUGAAAGUUCAGUCUGGGCUGUUCAGCCUGAUUUGUGAUCUGACAAGAAGAGAAAGCCCAGUAAAAGGAACCAGCUUGGUUGAGUCCUAUGGGGAGAUGGCAAGAAGCUUUGCUGGUCUUGGGACUAGGCCAUCUCAGGACUAGUGACGGCAAUAGGUCAUCCCUUAGGGAUCUUCACCCACCCUCCCUUGUGAUCAGACCUUUUCAGGCCCAGGCAUGCCCUUCCCACAGAAAAGGAGAUUUCUGUAUUAUACAUAGGGAGGAGGGCCCCUGCCUUGGCAGAGAGGAGACAAAGGGGAACUGUAGAACAUCUCAGAAAUGUCAGUAAAUAAGUCAGAAAAAAAUGUGA
Molecule: messenger RNA, 2460 nt
Organism: Mesocricetus auratus (golden hamster)
Lineage: Eukaryota; Metazoa; Chordata; Mammalia; Rodentia; Cricetidae
Gene: Gfod2
Product: glucose-fructose oxidoreductase domain containing 2
Exons: 7
Coding region: 688-1845 (385 amino acids)
Biological process (GO): extracellular matrix organization
Cellular component (GO): extracellular matrix
Molecular function (GO): nucleotide binding
Source: RefSeq, a predicted model, not a curated record